Messenger RNA from Phoenix dactylifera (date palm), 2152 nucleotides. RefSeq names its product glyoxal oxidase-related protein. Lineage: Eukaryota; Viridiplantae; Streptophyta; Magnoliopsida; Arecales; Arecaceae. The record is from RefSeq and is a predicted model, not a curated record.
UGCUAAAUUGAGAUUCUGGCAGUCCAAAACGCUGCCAUCAAACGGUCAUCCCUUGAUCCAGGCUGGGUCAAUGCCAGCUUAUUAGCGGCAGCCUUGCCUCUUCUUUUAUUUUUCCCUUUUGGCCACAUUGCGGGCUACUCUUGCUGCGGUGGUCGGGCGUCGUUACUGGAGCUUUUCUCUUCGUUUCGUUUCGAUGCCUCCCCUCCAACUAUAUACUCCAGGUGGAGCCGAAUCGAGGUCGCCAUUUUAAGCCCGAAGACGCCCACUCCUACAUUUGACUCCGGACGUUCUGAAGUACAGAAAUUCCGACCAUGGCAGCAGCGGCCUCCGCUUCCACCGGACCGCCCCACGGCCUCGUCCGUCUGUCCUUGCACGUGCUGCUGCUGCUGACGAGCGUGAGCCUCACGCAUGCGCAGCUGCCCGGCACCUGGGAGGUGCUGGUCGAGGACGCCGGCAUCGCCUCCAUGCACACGGCCGUCACCCGGUUCGGCACGGUCGUCCUCCUGGACAGGACCGACAUCGGGCCUUCCCGGCUCCCCCUCCCCAAGAGCCACUGCCGCCGCGACCCCACCGACCGCGCCCUCCCCGGCGGCGACUGCACCGCCCACUCCGCCCUCCUCGACCCCGCCACCCGCCGGCUCCGCCCCCUCUCCAUCCUCACCGACACCUGGUGCUCCUCCGGUCAGUUCCUCCCCGACGGCACCCUCCUCCAGACUGGCGGCGACCUCGACGGCCUCCGCAAGCUCCGCACCAUCUCUCCCUGCUCCCUCGACGACCGCAGCCCCUGCGACUGGCUCGAGCUCCCCUCCCCCCUCCUCGCCGCCGGGCGCUGGUACGCCACCAACCAGAUCCUCCCCGACGGCUCCGUCGUCAUCGUCGGCGGCCGCGCCGCCCCCUCCGUCGAGUUCUAUCCGCCGGACCGUCCCCUCCGCCCCUUCCCCUUCCUCGCCGCCGCCUCGGACCCCCAGAUGGACAACCUCUACCCCUUCGUCCACCUCCUCCCCGACGGCCACCUCUUCGUCUUCGCCAACGACCGGUCCGUCCUCUACGACCCAGACACCGGCGACGUCCUCCGCGAGUACCCCGUCCUCGACGGUGGGCCCCGCAACUAUCCCUCCGGCGGCUCCUCCGCCAUGCUCCCCCUCGACCCGGCGGACGGCUACUCCAGGGCCGAGGUCGUGGUCUGCGGCGGGGCCCAGUACGGGGCCUUUCUCCACCGGGACUUCGAAAUGCCGGCCGGGGUCACGUGCGGCCGGCUCGUGGCGACCGACACGGACCCUGUAUGGGCCAUGGAGGAGAUGGCGUUCCCGAGGAUCAUGGGCGACAUGGUGAUGCUGCCCACGGGAGAGGUCCUCAUCAUCAACGGCGCGCAGGCCGGCUCUCAGGGCUUCGAGUUGGCCUCCAGACCGUGCCUCAACCCGGUCCUUUAUCGGCCCAACGAACCUGACGGAUUAAGGUUCAUGACGCUGACCCCGACCGAGAUUCCCCGGAUGUACCAUUCCACGGCCAACCUCCUGCCGGACGGGCGGGUCCUGGUGGCGGGAAGCAACCCCCACUACUUCUACCGCUUCGAAGGCGAAUUCCCGACGGAGCUCCGGGUGGAGGCGUUCUCGCCGGAGUAUCUGUCGCCGGAUAAGGCCAGCCUCCGGCCGGGGCUCGAGGCUGCACCGGAGAAGGUGGGUUACGGGGAGGGGUUCGAGGUGGAGGUAGAGGUGGCGCUGCCGGUGGUGGGGGUUCUGGAGGUGAACCUCCUAAGCGCGCCCUUCGCAACCCACUCGUUCUCGCAGGGGCAGAGGAUGGUGAGGCUGGCCGUUUCGCCGCCGGCGGAGGUGGCAAGGGGCGGCGGAGAUGGGGCUCCGCAUCGGUACCGCAUUGCUUGCAAGGCACCGCCGAACGGGAGGGUGGCGCCGCCGGGGUAUUACAUGGCGUUCGUGGUUAACCAGGGCGUGCCGAGUGCGGCCCGGUGGGUCCAGCUGGUGCUCUAAAGGAGGAGCCCAAGCUGAAAAGAAGACAAAGCCAGAGCUCUAGUUCCAUAAUUGUGGAUAAUAAUAAAAUUUGAUUUUUUUUUAAGCAAGUUUUUAAAUCCCCGUGGCCCGGUAAAGCUUUCGAGAAGAAUAAUUGGAGUACAAUAAAGAUUCUCGACCCUAGUUAA